Sinocyclocheilus grahami is the source of this 1510-nucleotide messenger RNA. Its product is annotated as notchless protein homolog 1-like. The coding region runs from base 88 to 1065 and encodes 325 amino acids. Gene Ontology annotation, molecular function: protein binding. Gene Ontology annotation, cellular component: nucleolus. The record is from RefSeq and is a predicted model, not a curated record. NCBI's taxonomy places the organism in Eukaryota, Metazoa, Chordata, Actinopteri, Cypriniformes, Cyprinidae. The transcript has 9 exons. Gene Ontology annotation, biological process: Notch signaling pathway; ribosomal large subunit assembly.
GAUGUCAGGCGCACGCAGUGUGCGUGCGUCAAAAUACAUCACGUUGCACGCCGUGGAGUGUGCUGUGAUCAAUAACGACAGAGAAAGAUGAGCGUGGACGCAGAGCGUGUGUUGAUCCAGCUCCAGGAUGAGAGCGGUGAGGUGCUCGGAUCCCCCUUCGAUGUGCCGCUGGACAUCAGUCCGGAUAAACUGCAGCUGGUCUGCAACGCGCUGUUACAGAAGCCAUUUUCACUCCAUCACAGGAACCCAGAGUGUCGGUAUUUGGCUAGCACCAGUAAAGACUGUUCGAUUCGGAUCUGGGAUACGAUUUUGGGCCGCUGUGAUAAGAUCCUGACGGGACACACACAGUCGGUGACGUGUGUAAAAUGGGGAGGUGAUGGUCUCCUGUACACCUCAUCUCAGGACAGAACCAUUAAAGUCUGGAGAGCCAAAGAUGGGGUUCAGUGUCGUACACUGCAAGGUCACGCUCACUGGGUCAACACGCUGGCCCUCAGCACCGACUACGUUCUGCGCACAGGAGCGUUUGAGCCUGCUACUGCAACCAUUAACCCUCAGGAUCUCUCUGGAUCAUUGGAAGAGAUCAAGGAAAAGGCUUUGACGCGUUACAACAGUGUCAGAGGUGAAGGUCAUGAGAGGCUGGUGUCAGGAUCAGAUGAUUUCACAAUGUUCUUAUGGAACCCAGCAGAGGAGAAGAAGCCAGUGGCCCGUUUGACGGGUCACCAAGCGCUGGUCAACGAGGUGCUGUUCUCACCAGACACACGACUGAUCGCCAGCGCUUCCUUCGAUAAGUCUAUAAAGAUCUGGGAUGGAAAGACGGGAAAGUACCUGACCUCACUUCGCGGUCAUGUGGGGCCAGUGUACCAGGUGUCGUGGUCGGCAGACAGCCGUCUAUUGGUCAGUGGCAGUAGUGACAGCACCCUGAAGGUGUGGGACAUCAAGAAGGGCAAACUGAACGCAGAUCUGCCUGGCCACGCUGAUGAGGUUUUUGCAGUUGACUGGAGUACCGACGGACAGAGAGUGGCCAGUGGUGGAAAAGACAAGUGUUUAAGGAUAUGGAGGAAGUAACCCAGAGAAACCAGCGGCCCCUCGCUCUGCACGCAACAGCCAAUCAGGCGUCUCAAAGCAUCACACCACAGCAUGGUGGACAGCAGUGUCAGAGCAUUAAGCCUUAGCCUAUUUGUCCAAUGAAACCGCUUCGACAGCAUCACAAUAGCUGAAAUAUAAUGCUCACUGAUGUUGUCGGGCCAGAUAGUGGGAAGAUAAAUGCUGCCUUUUUUGCACCACUCAAAUAAGCAAUUGCCCUAUGGAAGUGCAGGCGAACUGACCCAGUCUAAUCAGUGUAAUCUUUCUCACACACAUUUGUAAUUAACUUAAUCCCUAAUGCUGCGAUACAGGCAGCAUUAACUGGGUCUGUUCCAGCACCGAGAGAUAACCAGCAUUGUCACAGUGGACCGUACUACGUCAGCAGACGUUUUCUCAUAUAACAAGCAGUAAAAGGAUUUUUAUGGGA